GGGCACAGGUGGGUGGCACUGGUGGGCACAGGUGGGUGGCACUGGUGGGCACAGGUAGGUGGCACUGCAGAGUGGCACAGGUGGGUGCACUGCUGGGCACAGGUGGGGGCACUGCUGCGCACAGGUGGGGGCACUGCUGGGAACGGGUGGGCGGGUCUAGUGGGCGCACUGCUGGGCGGAACUUGCGGGUGUCACUGCUGGGCACCGAUCAUCAGGGCACUGAUCAUCAGUGCCCUGAUGAUCGGUGCCGAUCCCCGCUCUGACAACUGCCGGUUCUCGGCAGUACUUUCCUCACGAUCUGACAGCGUGAGGAAAGUGCAGCCGAGAACCGGCACUUGC
This is a messenger RNA of Staurois parvus, 339 nucleotides long. Lineage: Eukaryota; Metazoa; Chordata; Amphibia; Anura; Ranidae. The record is from the annotation of a GenBank genome assembly.